Messenger RNA from Anopheles cruzii, 1096 nucleotides. It is a transcript of the gene Txl, whose product is annotated as thioredoxin-like protein 1. The coding region runs from base 128 to 988 and encodes 286 amino acids. The record is from RefSeq and is a predicted model, not a curated record. The transcript is spliced from 3 exons. NCBI's taxonomy places the organism in Eukaryota, Metazoa, Arthropoda, Insecta, Diptera, Culicidae.
GUUCCGCACUUUGCUUUGUUACCCAGAGAGAAAAAGGAAUAGUUAUUGUGAAGAAACCGUUCGGCGAUAGUGUUACACAUUAAAUAAAGCAAUAGGUUCAUAGAUAAAGCAUCCGGCUUCUAGAAAAAUGUCGGUAAGAACCAUCAACGAUGAGGGCCACUUCCAGGCGGAACUAUCGGCUGCCGGUGCGAAGUUGGUUGUAGUAGAUUUCACUGCCACCUGGUGUGGACCUUGCCGGAACAUUGCUCCCCUGUACGAGCAAUUGCCGGCCAAGUACCCUAAGGCAGUGUUCCUGAAGGUGGACGUGGACAAAUGCUCCGAAACUGCGUCCUCCCAGGGUGUAUCUUCUAUGCCUACCUUCAUCUUCUACCGUGCCCGAACAAAGAUUGACCGAUUACAGGGCGCCGACAUUAAUGGGCUGGAGGCCAAGAUACAGAAACAUUACGUUUCCAGCGUAGACGAAUCUGGUGAAGAUUAUGGCCAGGGAAUGCUUGACCUGACCACGUUUAUCCAGAAGAACCAGUGCGAGUGUUUGAACGAAGCCGACGAUCAUCCGUUGACGAACGCUCUUAGCUCCAGCGGAGGACACCUGGCGUCGGACUGCGACGAGCAGCUCAUUAUUUCGGUUACUUUUAAUCAAAUCAUCAAACUACACGCUUUGAAAAUUAAAGCGCCACCGACGCACGGGCCAAAGAACAUCAGGCUUUUCAUCAACCAGCCACGAACGAUCGACUUCGAUAUGGCUGACUCGCACGUUUCGAUCCAGGAUCUGGAGGUGGACCCGAAGGAUCUGGAAACGGGAAACCCAAUCAAGCUGAAAUUCGUGAAAUUCCAGAAUGUUCAGAACAUUCAGCUGUUUGUUAAAGAUAACCAAUCUGGCGGAGAGACGACAAUCAUUGAUCAUCUUGCCUUCAUCGGACAACCGAUCCAGACUACCAAAAUGGACGACUUUCAGCGUGUUGCUGGUAAGAAGGGCGAAAGCCACUAGGAUGUUUGCCAGUCGUAUGGAAGAAUCUUCGCCGGACACCAACUGAAGAGGACUGAACUGUUUGCAAUGUUUUUCUUCGUUCAAUUUGAUUUAAUAAAAAUAAUCUCG